Protopterus annectens (West African lungfish) is the source of this 822-nucleotide messenger RNA. Its product is annotated as trypsin-like. Gene Ontology annotation, molecular function: serine-type endopeptidase activity. Gene Ontology annotation, biological process: proteolysis. Lineage: Eukaryota; Metazoa; Chordata; Ceratodontiformes; Protopteridae. The transcript is spliced from 5 exons. The record is from RefSeq and is a predicted model, not a curated record. The coding region runs from base 1 to 822 and encodes 273 amino acids.
AUGACGUCAGCACAUCAGGGCAGCCAGUCGGAAUGGAGCUCACCGCGCGUCAGUUCAAAAUGCGGUUUAGGAUGCAAGCGUUAUGUUGGUCGAAGCGGGAUUGUAUCCGAGGAUGAAAGUGAUGAAUCUCGACCACUGCGUGAGCUACGUGAACCACGUGAACUUCCUUCACCUCCCUUCAUAUGGACGAGGAAGCUCAAUAUUUGCCUUUUAUUCUUAAUAUCUCUCCAUCUAGUGGCAGAUGAUCGAAUUAUUGGUGGUUACGAGUGCAUUCCCCACUCUCUUCCCUGGCAAGUCUCUCUGUAUUCAAACACAGGAGGGCAUGUGUGUGGAGGUUCCCUUCUUAGUGCCAACUGGGUCAUCUCAGCUGCACACUGUAGCCUUCCGUCUCUUCAAAUUCGAAUAGGAAAGCAUAACAUUGAAACAGUAGAAGAAGGUGAACAAAAUAUCAGGGCGGCUAAGCAGAUCAUACAUCCAAACUAUGAUAAAUGGGGACUGGAGAAUGACCUAAUGAUGAUUAAGCUAGCUAGUCCAGCUGUCUUGUCUGAGUCCGCACAACCAAUUGCACUGCCUAGCACCUGUGUGUCUGUUGGAACAGAAUGUCUGGUUUCAGGUUGGGGAACCACUAUAAGCCCAGGAGAAAGUUAUCCUCCAUUACUGCAGUGCCUUAACAUUACCAUUUUAGAAGACAGCAACUGUGAUGCCGCUUACCCUGGGGAAUAUACUGACAAUAUGUUAUGUGCUGGUUUUGUUGAGGCAGGCAAAGACUCAUGCAAGGUAUGGAACAUUAGCAGAUAUAGUAACUACAUGGAAGAAAUUUAG